AUGAAGGACAAUAUUUUAGUUAACUCUCAUAAGGCGGAACAUCUCUUGAAGGUAUUCAAGAAGUUCCAAAAUGGUGGAGACAUUGCGUUGGAAUUAUUUCAAGAUGUAGAACAUGUUCAGCUUGUGUCCGAUUCAUUGUGUUUCACCAAGGGAAGAACUAUUUCUGAGAAUUUAGAUACUAUUUCAGCAGCAGCAUUAAAUCUGAAAGAUACCCUUGCAGCCCUUUUGGCCUAUAGAAACAUUAACCUAGAGAUUAUAUCUAGAUGGAUUACCCAGUUGGAUCGUGGGGUUGGAUCCAUCAAUACAGUGAUGUGCGCACUAGCAAGAGCGUACGGCCCAAUUCCAGAAUCCUCUAGUUUAGUGGAAUACUUCCUUUCUCAAAACGAGAAUCACCUUACUCAGCAAUUGGAAAAUAUUACCACUGAAAAUACCAACCACACCUGCAUUUUAAACUCCCAAAAUCUUUUAUUAGCAUUCUUUAGACUCUUGUCUAUUGACCGUCACAGAUUCAACCGUUAUGUCAACCCUGACGUAUUAUACAAAAUUCUUGAACAAUCCAGUAAUGCAAUCGUAAAGUACCUUUCCAUAGAGAUCCUUUGUAUGUUCUUGGAUGCGUCUGAAUCCAGUCGUCAGCAGAUGUUCAGUAUCCAUAUCAAGACAAGUGAAGACGAAGAAGACGACAUUUUGGAGGGGAACUAUGACGAAAGUUCAAUCAUUAACUAUAAAUUUCUUGCAUUAAUUGAAGCAAAAAGAUUAUCAAAUUUUGCCAAAUUAGAUUCAAUUGCUGCCAACUUCCCAUUUAAAUCCAAUUUCAACUUUGUAAUCGAACCGUCAGACUUGAGUCCUUUGGUGGUUUCCAUUUGUCGUAUAUUAGUUCCAAGGUUAUUAGACAAUUCUAAUAUUAAAGAGAAUAACGAGAAUGAUAAUAUUAAUAGCACCAACAAUAGCAACCAAUCGCCUGAUUUUGUUCCUACCGACAAUGCGGUUGGUGUGCUUGGCCAACUUGCAUCAAAUAUACAAAAGAACCAACCAACUAUGCUUUAUGGUAAAGCAGGUGCAGGAAAGACUUUCCUAAUCAAUGAAUUGGCUAAAAGAAUGUCUUAUGAACGUUCUAUAGUGAAAAUCCAUUUAGGUGAACAGACAGAUGCAAAGUUAUUGUUAGGAACUUAUGCUUCUGGUGAAAAACCUGGUACCUUUCAAUGGAGGUCUGGUGUGUUGACGACAGCUGUUCAACAAGGUCGUUGGGUUAUUAUUGAAGAUAUUGAUCAGGCUCCUACAGAAGUUUUAUCUGUAUUAUUAACUUUGUUGGAAAAAAGAGAAUUGACUAUUCCCUCAAGAGGAGAAGUGAUCAAAGCAAAGAAUGGAUUUCAAUUGAUAUCAACUAUAAGAUCCGACGAAAAUCGUUUACCUGAUUUGAUUGGACUUCGUUUGUGGUCUUUAGUCAAUGUCUCAAGUCCCUCAGAAUUGGAUUUGAAGAACAUUUUACUCAGUAGAUUCCCAAUCCUUGGUAGACUUUUACCAAAAAUCAUUGGAUGCUUCAACGAAGUGGUCAAGAUUUACAAUACAUCUGCAUUUAUAACUUUGAAUAAAGGUUCUCACCCAAGAGUCAUUUCAUUCAGAGACUUGAUGAAAUUGUGUUCUAGAUGCAACUCCAUGCUUGAAAAUGAAGGUAUAACAUCUACAGAUGGUUUAUUAUCCCAGCAUAUAUAUGAUCAAUUAUUCGCUGAAACCGUGGAUUGCUUUGGUUCUGCGAUAACAGAGCACUCUGCAUUGGCGCCCUUAGUAAAUGCCAUUGGUGAAAAAUUAGAAAUCCCUUCUUCAAGAAUCAAUUUAUACAUGACAAAGCAUGUACCUCAAUUUAUUAACAACGACUCUUUACUUAAAGUAGGAAGAGCCACUUUGAGAAAAUCCUCAAGUGAUAAAAUAUUAUUGGGAAAGUCAUCCUCAUCAUCCACUUUUGCUCGUACAAAUCAUUCACUUAGGUUGAUGGAACAAAUAGGAGUUUCAAUCCACAUGGUUGAGCCUGUACUCUUAGUUGGUGAGACCGGUACUGGUAAAACAACAGUAGUGCAACAAGUUGCAAAAAUGAUGAACAAAAAGUUGACUGUUAUUAAUGUAUCGCAACAAACCGAAUCUGGAGAUUUAUUAGGUGGGUAUAAACCUGUGAAUACGAAGACCAUUGCUGUUCCUUUGCAAGAGAUUUUUGAGAACUUGUUCAUCGCAAGCUUUUCAAAGAAAAAGAAUGAAAAGUUUUCACAAAUUUUAAGCAAAUGCUUCAAUAAGAGUCAAUGGAAAAAUGUAAUAAAGCUUUGGUUGGAGGCAAUUAGAAUGGCAAAGGGAGUUUUGACAGUUGAUGAAGGAGAUAAAGAGAAAACUGAAAACAAGCAAGAACAAUCUCAGAAAAAGCGUAAGUUACAACCUUUUGAGAAAACAGUUUUACUUGAAAAGUGGGUAGAAUUUGAAAACAGAGUGAAAGAUUUUGAGAUUCAAUCUACAACGUUGGAUUCUUCGUCUUUUGUUUUCAGUUUUGUUGAAGGUUCCCUUGUGAAAGCAGUGCGUAAUGGUGAAUGGCUCUUACUUGACGAAAUCAAUUUAGCAUCUUCAGAUACUUUGGAGAGUAUUGCUGACUUACUCGCCGAAUCUAUUGGCCAGAGAUCUGUACUUUUGACGGAACGUGGAGAUGUUGAGUCAAUAGUAGCACAUCCUGAUUUUAGAAUUUUUGGUUGUAUGAAUCCUUCCACUGACGUAGGAAAGAGGGACUUACCAUUAAGUAUCAGGUCAAGAUUCAGUGAAGUUUACGUACACUCUCCUGAUAAAGAUAUUCAAGAUUUGUUAUCAAUUAUUGAUCAAUACAUAGGGAGGUUCACCGUUGCUGAUGAAUGGGUAGGUAAUGACAUUGCAGAAUUAUACUUGUCAGCAAAGAAGCUAUCCGAAGAAAAUAAAAUCGUUGAUGGAGCAAAUCAGAGACCUCAUUUUAGUAUCAGAACUUUGACAAGAACCUUGAUUUAUGUCUGCGAUAUUGUAGGCAUAUAUGGAUUAAGAAGAUCCCUAUAUGAAGCAUUCUGCAUGUCAUACUUAACUUUACUAGAUGCCAAAUCUGAAGCCAUUUUGCACGAACAAAUUUUUAAGUACAUGCUUGGAAGAUUGAAGAAUGUCAAAUCAGUUCUAAAUCAAUCUCCACCUUCGCCUGGUCCAAGCUUCGUCCAAUUUAAACACUACUGGAUGAAGAGAGGGCCUGGAGAAAUAAUUCCACAACCUCAUUAUAUUAUAACUCCAUUCGUCGAGAAAAAUAUGCUUAACUUAGUGCGUGCUACCGCUGGUCGUAGAUUUCCUGUGCUAGUCCAAGGUCCUACUUCGGCUGGUAAGACUUCAAUGAUCCAAUACUUGGCUAAUAUAACUGGCCACAAGUUUGUGAGAAUAAAUAACCACGAGCACACAGACUUGCAAGAAUAUUUAGGUACGUACAUGUCUGAUUCAAGUGGAAAACUAGUCUUCAAAGAGGGUAUACUCGUAGAAGCAUUGAGACAGGGCCAUUGGAUCGUUCUAGAUGAAUUAAAUCUUGCCCCUACGGAUGUUCUAGAAGCAUUGAAUCGAUUACUAGAUGACAAUAGAGAGCUUUUUAUCCCUGAGACCCAAGAAAUUAUAAGGCCACAUCCUGAUUUUAUGUUAUUCGCGACCCAGAACCCUCCAGGCUUAUAUGGUGGACGUAAAAUGCUAUCAAGGGCUUUUCGUAAUAGAUUCUUGGAGUUGCAUUUCGAUGAUAUUCCACAAGAUGAACUAGAAAUUAUUUUGAGAGAAAGAUGCCAAAUUGCGCCAUCAUACGGUAAAAAAAUCGUUGAAGUUUAUAGACAAUUAUCGAUCCAACGUCAAUCGACGAGACUUUUUGAACAAAAGAACUCAUUUGCUACCUUAAGAGAUUUAUUUAGGUGGGCAAUGAGAGAAGCUGUUGGAUACGAAGAAUUGGCUGCAAAUGGUUUCAUGCUAUUAGCCGAAAGAGUUCGUAAAUUUGAAGAGAAAGAAGUUGUCAAAAGGACUAUUGAGAAAGUAAUGAAAGUGAAGCUAGAUAUGGAUAGCUUCUACGAGAAACUUGAAAUUGAAGCUGCAUUGCCUGAAAUAAUAGAAAAGAACAAGAACGAUGCAAAUUCUAUAGUUUGGACAAAGGCAAUGAGAAGAUUAGCAGUUUUAGUUUUCACUUCUAUGAAAUACAAAGAACCUUUGUUAUUAGUUGGUGAAACAGGAUGUGGUAAGACUACUGUUUGCCAAAUAAUUGCCGAGUUUCUUGGUAGAAACCUUGUAACAGUGAAUGCUCAUCAAAACACUGAGACUGGGGAUAUUUUGGGUGCACAAAGACCAGUCCGUCAUAGAUUUGAAACUCAAAGCUUGUUAUGGAAUAACUUGAUGUCAUUAAUGAAAAAAAUGGAAGUGGAAGUCAGCUUGGAAGACUCAAAAUUAGAUGACUUGUUAAAGAUUUACGACUCUUUGAAAGGUAGAAUCCAAGAAGAACAGAAGGAGAACGCAACACUUUUUGACCAAUUAAUUUACGAUAUUGAAGAAGGAAGAAGAAACUCUUCUAUUUUAUUUGACUGGAAUGAUGGACCUUUGGUCAAAGCAAUGAAAAAUGGUGAUUUUUUCCUUCUUGAUGAAAUUUCUUUAGCUGAUGAUUCUGUUUUAGAGCGCUUGAAUUCUGUCUUAGAACCAGAAAGAUCUUUAUUACUUGCUGAAAAAGGAAACGAGGAUUCUUUUGUUACUGCUUCAGAAAGUUUUGAAUUUUUGGCCACGAUGAAUCCUGGAGGAGAUUAUGGUAAGAAAGAACUUUCGCCAGCAUUGAGAAACAGAUUUACUGAAAUUUGGGUCCCAUCAAUGGAAAACUUCGAUGAUGUCGAGCAAAUUGUUUCAUCUAAAUUGAACGUAAAGGUAUCAAGCCAAUUGACCUUAGCCUUGGUUGAAUUUUCUAAAUGGUAUGGCCAAAGGUAUGGAUCAGGCAACGCAUCAAGUGGGGUGAUUUCGUUGAGAGACAUUUUGUCUUGGGUUCAAUUCAUCAAUUCAGUAGUCGAGAAGAAUCCAGAAAUUGACUCACACUUCGCAUUAUUACAUGGAGCUGCCAUGGUAUUCAUUGAUGCUCUUGGUACGAACAAUACUGCAUACCUAGCAGAGAAUGAGCAACGUCUUUUAGAUGAAAAGUUGGAGUCAGUUAGUAAAUUAUCUGAACUUGCUGGUAGAGACGUGAACCUUUUCUAUGUUGCUGAUUUUAAAAUUGAUAUAAGAGAUGAUAUACUUUCUUCAGGCGAAUUCAGCAUUCCAAGAAAGGUAAGAAAAAAUUCCACUGGAGAACUCCAGUUCAACUUGGAAGCGCCUACUACUGCACUAAAUGCAAUGAGGGUCGUUAGAGCAAUGCAAGUGAGGAAGCCGAUUUUAUUAGAAGGAAGUCCUGGUGUUGGAAAAACAAGUUUAGUAUCAGCAAUUGCGAAAGCGACAGGCAAUAACCUUGUUAGAAUAAAUUUGUCGGAGCAGACAGACUUAGUUGACCUUUUCGGAAGCGAUGCCCCUGCAGAAGGUGGGAAAACUGGUGAGUUUGUUUGGAGAGAUGCUCCUUUCCUUAGAGCAAUGCAAAGAGGUGAAUGGGUAUUAUUAGACGAGAUGAAUUUGGCAUCACAGUCUGUUCUUGAAGGUUUAAAUGCAUGUUUAGAUCAUAGAGGGAGUGCCUACAUUCCAGAAUUGGAUAAAACAUUCGAAAGACACCCAGAUUUUGUUGUAUUCGCUGCUCAAAACCCACAAUAUCAAGGUGGUGGAAGAAAAGGUUUACCUAAAUCUUUUGUCAAUCGUUUCUCUGUUGUUUACGUGGAUAUGUUGAAAGAACAGGAUUUAAAUAUGAUUUCUCAACAUUUGUUUCCCUCUGUCGACAAGGCUUUGAGUGCCAAAAUGAUUAAGUACAUUUCUCGUAUUGAACAUGAGGUAUCGGUUAAAAAGUCAUUUGGUCAUAACGGAGGCCCCUGGGAAUUCAAUUUACGUGAUACAUUGAGAUGGUUGGAUUUAUUCAGCACUAAUGGUUUAGCCACAAACUUAUCGCCUGCCAGUUUUUUUAAUAUGAUUGUAUGCCAACGUUUCAGAUCAGGGGAUGAUCGUAAGAAGGCUCAGGAUUUAUACUUAGAAGUAUUUGGAGAAGAUAGCCUUGAAUAUCGUGAUAAUUAUUACUCCAUUGGAGAAUCAUAUAUUCAGGCCGGAGGGGCAAUUAUCUCAAGGAACGAACCAAUUCAGCAUACAAUUGCAAGUCACAAUGAGAAUAAUGCAUCCAGAAAAACAUUGCAGUGUAACUUUUCAUUAUUAGAAACAGCAAUUAGAUGUAUUAAUUUGAAAUUACCGCUUAUUCUUACGGGACCCACAAAUUCAGGCAAGACUGAACUUAUUCGUUAUCUCGCUGAGGUAGUGGGUGCGAAGGUUGAUGAAUUUGCAAUGAACAGUGAUGUGGAUAGUAUGGAUAUUUUGGGUGGAUAUGAGCAAGUAGAUGUAAGAAGAGGAAUUACUAAGGUUGCACUGGAUGUGAAGUCCAUUUUAGUUGAGCUAGUUCUCCUUAACCUUAAGAUUGAAAGCACUGACCCUAUGGUAUUAAGACUGACUUUGAAAUUUAUUAAGUUCAUCGAGAGAGGGGUUGCCCAAAAUACUCAUGAUUUUGCUAAGCUUCUUCAUAUUCAGUUAGAAAAAUUCUUGAGCAUAUAUAAAAAUCAAGAUUUAGAAAAUUUAUUUGAAGAGUCGAAAACUCUCCAAAAGAAAUUAAAAGAUCUGAAAAAUGAUGGCGUCACUUUCGAAUGGUUUGAUGGUCUCUUAGUUCAAGCAGUCGAAAAGGGACAUUGGCUCAUAUUAGACAAUGCCAAUUUGUGUAGCCCAUCCGUACUUGAUCGUUUGAAUUCACUUUUAGAAGUUAAUGGGACCUUGAUUAUCAACGAGUGUAGCGAGGCGGAUGGUCGACCAAGGACUGUUCAGCCACACCCUAGUUUCCGUCUCUUCUUGACCGUUGACCCCAAAUACGGUGAAUUAUCAAGAGCAAUGAGAAACAGAGGUAUUGAAGUUUACCUUCAGCCACUUGAAGAUAGAAUGACGACUUUUGAUAUGAGACAGCUUCCAAACAUUCAGCAGGAGAACAACAUCUCAGAAUUGGGACUUCCAGUUUCUGGAUACUUAUCUGCCCAGCGUUCAAUUGAGCGUACAUCUGCUUUGAUUGAUGAUUUUAUUGAUUUGUCAACCUUAAACUGUGAAGAUUUAGUCAAUACUUUAGUAGGAACAAUUCCAGUGAAUGACUUUGAAUUGCUUAAGCUGUGGCUGAGAAUGGCACUAAGAUCUGCAGAAUUUUCAAAUACUAGUAAAAACCUUGUUGAACUCUUAGUUAAUAAGUUUGGUGAAACCCUCCUUAAUAGCAGUACUAAAAGCAAACUUCUAGAAGUUUACGAACCAGCAAAGUUGGAUAUGGCAGAUGGAAUUAUACGUUCCAAGGAUGCUUAUAUCAUUAAUCAACGUAUUCAAACGCUUUUCAACACUUAUCUUACUAGCUUACCUUCGUCUAUUACGGGUAAUGCUGAGCCUGCAUUUUUCCUUGAGGCAAUCGGUGGUCUAAGCGAUAUCUCAAAUCUUGUUACUAAAUUAGAAGAGAAUGCGUUAGGUAAAAGGCUCGGAGAUUUGACUUACAUUGAGAGGUCUGCAGCAUUCCAGCUUGGACGUAACAUUAAAAAAGUACCACGUUUAAAUAUCUACAACUUUAUUGUCCAAGUCAGAGAUUACAUUGCCAAUAUAUUGAAGGAAAGACUCACAAGAGUCAACUUUCCAAUAUUCCAGGAUAAUGAUAAAAGUUCAUAUUACGAAAGCAUAGUAAAACUUCAACUCACAUUGAAAUGUCUCUUCGAAUCAAGUAGCCAACAAGACGAAUCGAAGCUUCGUGUUUACCAAGAUUUAGUAAGACAGUGGUGCGAAGAGUCAGUUCAUGUUGACAAUCGAGUAAUUCUUCAAAAAAUUGUUGAUUCUUUUGGAAAUGAAUUAUCACUUUCAUCAGGAUUUUCUAUGGCAGUUCUUUGGGAAAACUUACGUCGUAGUUAUCCUUCUACUUCAAUUGCUUGGAAACAAACCGGUGAGCUUUUCAGGGUUGCCACAUUAUUCGACGAAGUUUCAAGUGAGCAAUUCAAAGAUGCAAAUGAAGCUGUAGCUGCCUUGAAGAAUGUAAUUGUUAGCAUUUACUCAGAUCUCCUGGGAAAUGACAGUGUGAAAUCAACGAUAAAUCCAGAAACAUUCCGAAAGUUUUGCGCGGACCUUGAAGAUGGUAUUUAUAAAUUGAAAGAUGUUUCAAAUGAGUUUAUUAUAAAGAGAAAUAAUAUUUUCCAAAAUGAAUUUAGAUUGCUUGCAAAUAUAGUACAAUCUCUGGAUAUUAAUGAUGAGAAAUACACAUCGGUUCUUCAAAAUUUGAAGCAACUAGGUGGCCAUUCGACUGUUACUGACUGUCUUACGCAUCGUGAUACUACUUUGUUUUCUCCAUACCCAAGGAUAUUUAAUAACUUAUGGUCGAUUAGUAAUGGCAGUUACUCUUCUCAUGUUCAUGGUGUAUUUUCCAAUGAAAUAUUGACAAGUACUAUAUUAAAAAGUCAGAAAUUAAGCAGUGGCCCUGGUAAGUAUUUGGAACAAAACCUUGAUGAUUUAACCACUAUUGCCGGUGAGAUCAUCAAGUCCUCUCAGCCAAUUUUGGACGAUAGAGUUAACUUAUUCAGCCAGUUGCUCAGUAAGUGGGUAUUUGAAAUUGUUAACAUCCACCUUAAUGAACCAGUCAUACUUUGUGAAGAAGGAUUCUUCAAUAUUGAGACUUUAAGAUUUGUAAUCGGACAUAUUAGAUCAACUGUUUCUGAUGAUAAGUUUUUAUCAAUCUUGGACAAGUUCUUCUUCCCUGCAUUAUUUUUAAUUGCUAAUGCGACUGAGACCAAUAUUGGAUUACUUGGGAGAGCUUGGGUCUUAUUUUCAUGUGGUGCUGUACAAUUGUAUGUACCAACAACCUCGUAUGAUCCAGCCAUUACCGAUUAUAUCGUUUAUGAACGUUUUAAACGUCACCAGGAUGAGUCCUCUAAACUCAUUGACUCUUGGAAAAUUAUUAGAUCAGUUAUAUCUGGUGAUGAGCACAUUCAAGCAGAGAAAUAUUUGAAUUCUGCGACAUCCAAGUCAAUUGCGUCAAUGAAGACCGAAAAACCUAGAGUUUACCGUCCAGAAACAUCAAUUGAUAAUCUCUUUGACGAAUGGUCUGCAUUUUUAACUUCAACUAUAGACAUAAGUCCUGUAGAGCAAUUACUUGAAGCUGCUGAGAACAUGGAGCAUCUUGAGAAAGGAGAAAGAUUGAUCAAUAUGUUUCAAAACAACUCUUCUCAAUUUUUGCUCCGUUUGGAACAAAGCUACUUUGUAUAUUCAGAUUUGAAUGAUAUUUUGAAGGGAUUUGUUUACGGUAUGAAGCUCGGUUUUGAUUUAAUUUCGAAUGCGAAUUCGAGACAAAAUUCAAAAUAUGCUGAAGUAUCGAGGACUUGGUCAGUUGAUGUUGUAAACGUCACCAGUAGUUUUAAACUUGUUGAUAAUUUUAAAGCUAUCAAAGAAUUUUCGAAAUCGUUCGGCAUAGAUUCAACUAUUCCAGAAAAGGUUAUGAUGUUCUUCAUCAGACUUUGCUUUGCCCAUAUGAGAAGUGAAUCCAAGGAAGAGGCGUCUGACAUACAGUCAGUGUUGCAGCAAUCCUUGCAAACUCUCUAUUAUAGAUGGUCAUUACGUAGAAUGAAGAAAGAAGAAGAUGAGUCAGCACAAGGGAAUCUUUACAAGUACUCAGAUCCAACGGGAGAUUUGGAAGGUGAUUUUAGAGAGCUUUUCCCAGAUUUUGAAGAAGUAUUAGAUUCUGAUGCUACCUCUAAUGUAGAUUCAAUUAAAACACCGGACGUUGUAUUUGAAGAAUUAUAUUCAAAAAUUGGUCUGAUUUAUCAAUCUUCGUUUUCAUCUUCAGAAGGAAACAAAGAUUUUGCUCUUGAAGACAUUAUUGAAGAAGGUGAUAAACUUCACACCUUGUUGUACAACUACACCACCGAAUUUGCUCAAGAAAGUACCUCUGGUACAUUAUCAUCACUUCUAUCGAGAAUUUCAAUUACAUUGAAUUCUUUCGGUGCUUCGCUGAGUGAAAGCGACUUAGAUUUCUAUAGAGGAAACUCUCAAUCUGAAUCUAAGAAAUCUAUAUCAAUAAUUAAAUUGUUGCAAGUGUCUUCACUCAAAUUACUCUCUCAAUGGCCUGAACAUGCAACAUUGCAAAACAUUUCAAGAAUUUGUGACGAAUACUUAUCAUUCCCAAUUGAUACUCCGAUUGCUCGCUCGCUCCAAAAGAUCGAGCAGGUUUAUACCUACAUUGCUGAGUGGGAAAAAUAUGCUAGUAGUCAGGUAACACUCAAAAAUCAUUUUGACAACUUGACCCAGUUAAUUGUCUCAUGGAGAAAACUUGAACUUUCGACCUGGAAGUCGCUCUUCAUCCACGAAGACACAAUUGUCAAGCAAAGCUUAGGUCGCUGGUGGUUCUAUCUUUUCGAAACCAUCGUAAUUCCUCAAUUAGCUGACGGAAGUGACGAAGACUUAGUUGCUGAGAAUUCAGAGAUAAGACUUAUUUCUGCGUUGAACGUUUUCAUAAGUCAAGCAACGUACGGUGAAUACCAGCAUCGCUUAAAUUUGUUAAUUGCGUUCAGAAAUCAUGUCUCUACUAUCACCGAUGGCUCUGCAAGAGUUCAUGGUGCUCUUUCUAACUUUAUUACGUUUUACGAACAAUUCAUCCCGAUUAUUCAUGAAAAUAUUGCUAAACAAAAGAAGGUUUUGGAAAAGGAUGUCUCUGAAGUUAUUUUAUUAGCAAGCUGGAAGGACGUAAAUAUAGACGCAUUGAAGCAAAGUGCUCGCCGCUCUCAUAACAAUCUUUAUAAAAUUGUUAGAAAAUAUCGUGCUCUAUUAGCUACUCCAGUUAGCUCAAUAAUUGAACAAGGGCUUACUAACGAAUUCAAGUCUAUUCCAAAAAUUAAAGAUAUUGAUGGUUUACCACUUGCUAAAUCUCACAAUGCUAAAACGGAUGAAUUAGUCACUGAAGUUAAGACAUGGGGUGAAAGACCCACGAGACUUCAAAAUAUCCAAACUGUUGCUAAAAACAUGCAAGUGUAUAAUGGUCUCAUUCGCCUGGAUGAGAUUCCUUCCAUCAAUGAUUAUGCCAAAGAUUUAGUAUUGGAUAUGGAGAGACUUAGAAAUGAAACACCGAAGGAAUUGAAAAAGGACAAUAAAAAGUUAAUUGCAACAUUGUUGACGCAGAAGAGAAAAUUGUUAAGUGAUACUCUCAAAGAACUUCGCAGAAUCGGAUUGAAAACAAGUCUUCGUACUGAUAUUCAUGAAAUGCAAGAGACUGUGACUAAGAUGCUUUGUAAUAGCAAAUCAUUUGAACAAUCACAUUUCUUGAAGGGUUCAGAUGUUUUCUACUUCCGCAUACUUGAUAUAAUGCCAAGGCUCAGAGCUUCAGUGAGUGGUGGUUUAGCAGAGGGUGUACCACAAUCAGAUGCUGAUAAAGGGUUAGCUGCUUCAGAGAACUUAGUAUUCUCAUUGGCUACUACUCGCAAGCCUUUAGUCCAAUUUGCUGAUUCGGUCCUCAAUUUAGAAGAGUUAUAUUCUUCUAUGAUUAAGAUUUCUAAUUCCGUUUUGUCAGAUGGAGGUACAUUGGUAAGAGGAAGCAUGAUCAAUUCAAUCUCGUUGAAUAUGAAUAAAAUAAAGCUGUGUAUUCAUUGGUUGAGAACUUUAAUUGAUUUUGCAAUAGAGAACAUAAAGUCAGCAGCUAAGCUCAAUUCUCUUGUCAUUGACGAAGAAGUGUUCUAUUCUGCUAAAAUUAAAAUCAAUGACUUCUCUUCCAAGAUUGCUGACUGCAAUAAUAGUACAUUUGGAGCAACAGAUGAAUCUGAGAUGGCCAUUAUUCAAGAUUUCAGAGAAUUUUUCUAUUUACACUUUCCUUCUGCGUUACAAAAUUGGAAAUCAGCCCCAAAUCACGAAACUUUGUCAUACAUUGCUGACACAAUUUUAGAAUGGACAAAGUCUCAGAAGUAUAGUAUAUAUGCCAGUAGUGAAACUUCAAAUUCCGAUCCAGAUUCCAUAAAAUCUGUGGAAGACGUUGAACUGUCAUUAAGAGAUUUGUCUACCUCAAUAAUAUUGUGUGUUCAAAAGGUUGUCGAACAAAAGGGAGAAACUAUUUCGGAAUCGGAUGACAAUUGGUUAGUAUUAUCGCAACAGAAAAUGAUUGCUUACAUUAAGGCUUUACACCAUCGUAAAAUUACUUCCAAAUUGAAUGAAAUCUUGAAUAUUGUCUCGAGUGUGGAACACAAUGAAAAAUCUUCCAAGAUAUCUGCUGCACUUGUAGCAUUUUCAAUGCCUUUAGUUCUGAAUUACAUUGAACUUACCAAAAUUAUCCUAGGAAAGGCAAGGAAUAAUUAUAUUGAACUUUCCAAGGGUACAUUUGUAUUGAGUUCUUCCCUUUAUGUAUUAGCAACUAAGGGAUUCUGCUCACCCGAACCUCCUUCGGAACAAAAAGAGGACAAUAAUUUGCAUGAAGGUACCGGAUUAGGAGAUGGAGAGGGAGCAACAAAUAAUUCAAAGGAUGUCGAAGAAGAUGAGGAUUUAACAGAAGAUGCUCAACAACCAAAUGAAGAAAACAAGGAGAAGGACGAUGGAGAAGAAGAAGAAAAUGAUGAUGCUGUUGACAUCGAGGGAGAUAUGGCCGGUGAACUUGAAGAUGCGUCUGAUCAAGAUAAGGAUGAAGAUGAGGGUGAAGGAGAUGAAGAAGAAUUAGAUGAAGAAAUCGAUGAUAUCGAUGAUCUUGAUCCAAAUGCAAUUGAUGACAAGAUGUGGGAUGAAGAAGCUCAGGAGAAUAGUAAGGAGAAGGACUCAGAAAAAAUGCCAGACAACUCCAAAAAGGAUGAUGAUAAUAUGGAGGCGAAUGAAGAUGACAAAGAUGAUUCCAAACAGAACCCGCAAGAAAAGCAGCCAGAGGAUAGUCAAAACCAAGAUGAUAAUCCAGAAGAAGAACAGGAUGAUGGCGAAGAUGGGGACGAUGAAAAGGAUGUUGGCGAGCAAGAAGAUGAUGUAAAGAAUGAGGAAAAUGAGCAAUUAGAAAACAAUGUUCCAGAGACUGAAACUUUAGACCUUCCAGAAGAUAUGAAUUUAGAUUCAGGUGAAGAACAAAGUGGAGACGAGAAUGAAGAAGAUGACGAAUUUGACGAUAAAAUGGAUGAUAAAAUGGACAUCGAUGAGAACGGAGCAGAAGGGGAUGAUAAUAAGAAAGAAGAAGAAGAGGAGGAGGAGGAGGUGGACGAAAAUCUUGACCCUGAACUUGAUAAUUCAAAUAUUGCUGAAGAAGAAGGAGAAGAAGAUUUAGAAGAUGAUAAAGAUAAUAAUGAAAAUAAUGAGAAUGAUUUGAAUGAAGAAGAAGGCUUGUCAGAUGAAGAAACUCUUGGUGAUAAACAAGAGGACGUAGAAGAAGAUAAAGAAGAAGGUGGAAAUGACAACGAUGCUGCUGAUGACCAAGAUAGAGCAGAAGGUGUCGAUGGAGCAAAUGAAGAUGCUGCAGAUGAAGAUAUGGAUGCUGAGACUGCAGUUAAACAAGAAUCCGGUCAACAAGGAGAUGGAGCGGACAAUAAAGUUACUGAAGAUAACAAAGAUCUUGGGUCAACAGGUGGUGCAUCUUCAAAUCUUCAACAGGACAUGGAUAAAAAUGAAGACCAAGAUGAAAAUGAAGAAGCCAGAGACAUGGCUCGUGAAUCCAUAAAACAAUUAGGGGAUUCAUUGAAAGAAUUUCACCGUCGUAGACAAGAAAUUCAAGAAAGCUCAACAAGAGAAGAAGAAGACAAAGAUGAUAAAAAGGGUGCCAAUGAGAGACCCGAUGAAUUUGAGCAUAUAGAAGGUGAAAACGCUGAUUUUGACACCCAAGCACUUGGGGCUGCCGAUAAAGAACAAGUUCAAAGUAUUGAUGAAGAAAAAGCAAUAGAUGAUGAUCUUGAAAAUCAAGAGAUCAAAAAAGAAUUGGAAGAUGACACCAUUAAAAAAGAAUUGGAGGAGGAUCUGGCACAAAUGGAAGUCGACAAUGAAGAUGAUGAGAAGCCUGAAAAAGCACAAGAGGAUGGUGACUUUGAUGGACAAGCAAAGGGGUCAACAGGAGAUUUCAAGAAGAAUAAUAAGAAUGAGGGUGAAGAAGACAUUGACCUCCUUAAUCUUGGAGAUGCCAUGGAAAUAGAUGAUUCUGACGAAGAAAGAAUUGGAGAAUUGAACGACCAAUAUUUAGAUCUCGAUACUCCUCCAAUUGACAUUACAGAGGCCAGGGAAUUGUGGAAACACAGCGAAUUGGCUACCCAAGAGCUUGCUUCCGGAUUAUGUGAACAACUUAGACUCAUUUUAGAACCAACUUUGGCUACAAAGCUUCGUGGUGAUUAUAAAACAGGUAAAAGAUUGAACAUGAAGAGAAUUAUCCCGUACAUAGCUUCUGAUUUCCGUAAAGAUAAGAUUUGGUUGAGAAGAACGAAACCUUCUAAACGUCAAUACCAAAUUAUGAUCGCAAUUGAUGAUUCAAAAUCGAUGAGUGAAAGUAAAUCAACAGAAUUGGCGUUCCAUAGUAUUGCGUUGGUUGCUAAAGCUUUAACGCAACUUGAAUCUGGUGGAUUGUCUAUUGUUAGAUUUGGGGAAGAUGUUAAAGUUGUCCAUCCAUUUGAUAGACCAUUUAAUAAUCAAGAAAGUGGUGCAAGAAUUUUCCAAUGGUUUGAUUUCCAACAAACCCAAACAGACAUUACACUGCUUUGCAAAAAGAGUUUAAGAAUAUUCGAAAAUGCAAAGGCAUCAACUUCUUCUGAUUUAUGGCAAUUGCAAAUUAUUCUUUCAGAUGGUGUUUGUGAAGAUCAUGAAACUGUACAAAGGCUCGUAAGAAAGGCCCGUGAACAAAAGAUCAUGCUAGUAUUUGUUGUUAUCGAUGGAAUUAAUUCCAAUGAAUCCAUUUUGGAUAUGAGUCAAGUCACAUAUGAGACAGAUUCAGCCACAGGUGCUUCCAAUUUGAAGGUUACCAAGUAUUUGGAUACAUUCCCAUUUGAAUUUUAUGUAAUUGUUAGAAACAUCAAUGAACUUCCUGAAAUGUUGUCAUUGAUUUUGAGACAGUACUUCUCGGAAAUGGCAUCUACUUAA
Messenger RNA from Dujonia railenensis, 15225 nucleotides. NCBI's taxonomy places the organism in Eukaryota, Fungi, Ascomycota, Pichiomycetes, Serinales, Debaryomycetaceae. The record is from the annotation of a GenBank genome assembly.